This is a messenger RNA of Heterobilharzia americana, 582 nucleotides long. Lineage: Eukaryota; Metazoa; Platyhelminthes; Trematoda; Strigeidida; Schistosomatidae. The record is from the annotation of a GenBank genome assembly.
AUGGAUAGCAGUCCUAAUGUUCAUAAUGAUCAUGACUACAGUAUGCCGAAUAAUAAGUUCCAACAAAAUACAAACUCAUCUCAGUCAAGUGAAGAAAUUCUUGACUAUUCUAUGAACCAACUAAAAAGUUCUUCUACUUCAGAUUCUUCUAUAACUUCAUUCUCGACGGAAUCAAUCACAUCUGCUGCAUCAUUUUUAUCCGAUGACUCCUCCUUUCCUUACUCUUGUUUCACUUCGUCUGCCUUCACAAAUCCAAAUCUUCCUCAAAAAUCCCCAAAUGAUAUUCUUUCAGUUCUACUCAAUCAAAAAUCGAUCAGUUCAACUUUGGUACCAUCUAGUGCCAAUACUUUACUGCAACAACAAUUAAAUUCUCUGUAUGUCAAUACAAAUAGUGUAUCAAUUCCACAAGUGAAGCAAGAUAUGCCUUAUAUAGGAAAUUAUUAUGAAUAUGCAAAAUUACUUUCAAAUUUUUUAAAUUAUUUUUCAUUACUUAACCAUCUCAACACAUCUAACACUACUGACUAUCAAAAUGUCAAUAGUAUUGAUGUGAGUAGAACUGCCAAUAACAAGAAAGGUGUAUAG